Molecule: messenger RNA, 1603 nt
Organism: Diaporthe batatas
Lineage: Eukaryota; Fungi; Ascomycota; Sordariomycetes; Diaporthales; Diaporthaceae
Exons: 2
Coding region: 55-1599 (514 amino acids)
Molecular function (GO): acyltransferase activity, transferring groups other than amino-acyl groups
Source: RefSeq, a predicted model, not a curated record
UGAAUUUUACCUUGAGUAACCAGUUCAUCUAUAAACAUCUUCAAGUCAUCAAUUAUGGGUAUUAUUGAUUCUAUUACUACCAUGCUCGGCUGGGGACCGGCAAUUGUCGAACCCCAGCGCGUGCCCACCGAUGAGGUGUUGCCUAUGCACUAUCUUGACGACAACUCACUGAACCGCUCCAUUUUUCUCGCGUGGACUUUGCGCUUCAAUGACGUUCUUGACGCCGACAAGCUCCACAACGGUUUGUCACGGUUGCUGGAGAUUGGCGACUGGCGAAAACUCGGGGGGAGAAUCAGGAAAGGUUCCAAUGGCAAGCUCGAGAUCCACGUUCCGUCGGAGUUCACGCCAGAACGACCUGCGGUACGGUUCACCAAGGAGACCUUUGGUGUCUCGUUCGCUGAGCACCCACUGGCCUCACAAAUGCCCGAGGCGACGAGUGACAUCCAUAUUUAUGACAGCCCUGAGAGGUUCCGGGAGUUUGUCGGACCCGCGGACACGACACCUGGGGGCAUGGAUGACUACUUGUACACCGAUACGCCUCAGCUCGGUCUGCAUGUGGUAACCUUUUUAGAUGCAACUUUGGUCUCAAUCAACUGGCCGCACACAAUGACGGAUGGUUUUGGCCGACGGGCCAUCAUCAAUAAUUGGUGCAAGGUUCUCGCUGGGAAGGAGGACGAAGUUGCCCCUCUCAUGGGCACGCGCGAGGACCCCUUGGCCAGCGUGGGGACCGGCCCGCCACAUGAGAAGGAGGAGCCAUAUGCCCUCAAGGACCAGAAUCUGAGCGGCCUCGGCUUGGCCCGAUUUGUUGCGCUCUCCAUUUGGGAUAGUUUUUGGGUCCCCGAGCAGAUGCUCAAGACGGUCUUCCUCCCCGCAAGAGCCAUGGCUAUUCUAAAGCAGCAAGCAGCAGAUCACCUGGCAGAGGCCGACGUCAACGAACACGGCACAGCUGUGAGCAGCCGGGCAGCCAUACCGACAACGCCAUUUGUCAGCGACAGUGAUGUCUUGACAGCCUGGCUGACCCAGAUCACCUGCCGUGCCUCCGGGUCCUCGAGCCGCCCGAUCGCCUUGGGCAAUGUCUUCGAGCUGCGCAGCCGCCUCCCAGACGUCUUUGACUCUUCCGCCGCCUAUGUGGGCAAUUUCGUCUGCUCAGCUCCGGCCCAUUUGACCGCAGAUGAGGCACGCUCUUUGCCACUGGGCCAAAUCGCCCUUCGGUUACGCCAGUCGCUCGCGAGCCAGGUGACCGAGGGCCAGGUCAGGGGUCGGAUGCGCUUUACCCGCGAGGCCGGGAACAGUCCGGUCCUGCCCAUCAAGCCAAACAGCAUCCUUUUGUCAUGCAGUAACUGGACCAAGGCUAAGUUCUUCGACGCCAUCGACUUUGCCCCUGCCGUCGUCAAGCCAGGCCCCAAGAGCGACAUCGCGCCUGUCCCAGGAAAGCCGGUUUACUUCCAUGCCAUCAGUACUAAGCAGGACCCACCCUGGAUCAGGAACGUAUUUAAUGUGCUGGGGAAGGACCACGCGGAUAAUUAUUGGAUAACAGCGAAGCUGCCGCCCGUGGUCUGGGAGAACAUUCAUAAGGAGAUUGCAAAGCUAUAUCAAUAGUUUC